Messenger RNA from Cricetulus griseus (Chinese hamster), 2380 nucleotides. NCBI's taxonomy places the organism in Eukaryota, Metazoa, Chordata, Mammalia, Rodentia, Cricetidae. The record is from RefSeq and is a predicted model, not a curated record.
UUCCCUUCUUUUUCCUGGUGAGCGGCUGCGUCGUGCAGGAGGUACUUUGGCCUUCGCGGCCUCCGUCGUCCCGCGGGCUGCCGGGCAACCGAAGGGGAAACGGCUGGCGUCGCUGCCGCCUCCGCCACAGAACUCUCGGAUCUGAUGGCGCUCCCCACGCUGCCCUCUUAUUGGCUCACCCGGAGACCCCUGGACAAGAAGGUAGCACGCCAACGCCAGCAAGAGCAGGAGGCCCAGCUUCGCCAGCAGUGGGAGCAGAACAGCCGUUAUUUCAAGACUACGGACAUCCACAGCUCCAAACUGGCCGAAUGGAGUUCCAAGACCUCCUACCAAAGGAGCAUGAACGCCUACCAUCGUGAGAAGAUGAAGGAGGAGAAGAGGAUGAGUCUGGAAGCCCGCCGUGAGAGACUCAGGCAGCUUGUGCUGGAGGAGCAGGACCUGCUGGCCGCUGAGCUGGAAGAGCUGAGGUUGAAUGUGAACCUGCAGGAACGAAAAAUCAGGGAACAGCACAAGGAUCUGAAGUCAGCCCGAGAAGAACGAAGGAAACUGAUUGCUGAACAGCUUUUAUAUGACCACUGGAAGAAAAACAAUCCUAGACUUCGUGAGCAAGAAGCCAGCGAGGAGCAGGAGAAAAAGCGGUUUGAAAAUGAGUAUGAAGCUGCCCGCAGGGAAGCGAUGGAACGGAUGAGAGCAGAGGAGGAGAGGAGGCAGCUGGAGGACAAGCUUCAGGCUGAAGCCCUGCGCCAGCAGAUGGAGGAGCUGAAGCAGAAGGAGAUGGAGGCAACCAAGCUGAAGAAGGAACAGGAGAACCUGAUGAAGCAGUGCUGGGAGCUGGAGAGGCUGGAGGAAGAGAGAAGGCAGAUGGCAACCCUCCGGCGCAAGGCGGAGCUGGGGCGCUUCUUGAGACAUCAGUACAAUGCCCAGCUCACCAGGCGGACCCAGCAGGUCCAGGAGGAGCUGGAGGCAGACGGGCGAAUCCUGCAGGCACUCCUGGAGAAGGAAGACGAGCUGCAGCGUGUCCAGCUGGCCAGGCGGGAGCAGGCACUGGCCGAUGCAGCCUGGAUGAAACAGGUCAUUGAGGAGCAGCUGCAGCUGGAGAAAGCUCGGGAGGCAGAGCUGCAGCUACUGCUGAGGGAGGAGGCCAAGGAGAUGUGGGAAAAGAGAGAAGCAGAGUGGGCUCGAGAGCAAAGUGCUCGGGACAGACUGAUGAGUGAGGUUCUGGCGGGGAGGCAGCAGCAGAUACGAGAAAAGAUGGAGCAGAACUGGCGGGCGCAAGAGGAGACCCUAAAACACAGGGAGAAACUCCUCCAGAGUCUGGAGGAGGCAAGGCAGUCAGCUCAGCGUGCAAAGGAGGAGCGUGAAGAGCUGAAGUCAGCCAGGAAGCAGGAGCUGGAAGCCCAGGUUGCAGAGCGCCAGCUCCAGGCUUGGGAAGCAGCCCAGCAGGUGGAGGAGGAAGAGGAGGAACUCAAGCGGGCAGAACAGCACUCCGAUGCUCUGCUGCAGCAGGAGGCCAAGAUCAUGGCUGAGGAGGGCUACCGGCCCAAGCCCUACGGACACGUCAAAAUGGCCUGGGACUGACAACGAGCACAGAGAAGCAUGCCAACUUGAUAGACAGCUCCAGACAUUUGUACAGUGCUUGGUUCUGGCCACAGCUCAGGGUGUUGCUGGGGAGUUCGACCAUGCCUGUUCAGGCACAUCAUGGUCCAGCUAGAUGUCAAGACGCCAUAGGUGUGCAGUGCCCAGUAAUAGCCCUCUCCUGCCUUCCUCACUCAGACAGGUCUUACAGACAGACUCAUGUUUACAGUGCUGUCCAGAGGUCUAAAUAGAUUUUAGAGCUGCUGCAAGUUGUAUUCCCAGGACAGGAUAUGUAGGUUCCCGUUCUCACCUGUACAUGUCAGCUCUAGAUGGGACCACGAGCCUGGGGGAGGAGGGAGCAUUCCAGGUUUUAAAGUUGCCAUUUAGUAAGUUAUUCUGUUGAAGGCAGACUUGUAAGUCUUUGUGUAGUUGUUUCAGGUUAUUAGCUGCAUAGCCCCAAAAGGUCAUGUGUGUAUUCUGGAAAAGCCUGGCAGACUGGGCAUUUAUUGUACUUUCUGGAAAGUGGGCAAUGAAGAAGCUCCGUCUUCUGGAAGUGUUGUGAGGAUUCUCAUGGGGGCUGGGGUGUAGCUCUGUGGAAUGCUUCCCUGGCAGCCUAUGGUCCUCAUUCCAGCCAGCACCCCCAAGAAGAAAAGAAUCCCAUAUAGCAUCAGAACACAUGCCACCCCUGAAGAGUCCUCAAGUCACCUGGUGGGUUAGCCUGAUAAAGGCAUUUGUUUAACCCUGUGAAGCUGUGUUACUUUGCCUGUCUAAAACACCUGAUGGUCUAAUAAAGAGCUGAAUAGUC